UCAGAGAAUAAAACCCUGAACACUGCAGUUUACACUGCGUCAGAACUUCAUACUCACCACUCUCUCACUCAUCACCACUCUCUCUCACCCAUCACCACUCUCUCUCACCCAUCACCACUCUCUCUCACCCACCCCGUGUUCAUCUCCAACCUGAACAGAGCAAUGAGGAUCUCAGUGCGGCUCUUUCUCCUGAUCUUCUUCAGCUCAGUGUCUGGUGAUGCCCCUCUGCCCCGAGCUCAGAAUGUGACCUGGACAUCACUGAACUUUAAAACCAUCUUGACGUGGCGCUCCGUCUCUGAAAACACACACACUGUCGAGUUCUCCCAGGUGGGGAAAGACAGACAGAGGAAUCCUUACUGCAUCCAGAUCUCUCACCCGGAGUGUGACCUCACAGGUUAUCUCCAUUACCUUAAAGCCACCUACACUGCAGAUGUACUGACUGAGAUCAUGACCUUUGACCCCAUGGAGCUUCCAUCCACUCAGUCUGAAAGAUUCUGCCCUUAUAAAGACACUGUAAUUGGAGCUCCACAGUUCAAUGUAACAUUGGAUGAGAACGAUACAAUUGUGCUGCACAUCACUGACCAGCAGACGGCGCUGUACAGAGACGGACGCCAUCUCACUCUCCGAGACGUCUUUAAACACGACCUCAAAUACAGCAUCAUGUACAACAAAGCAGGAAAAACAGGAAGGAAGCCGAUUGUGAUGUCUGACAGUGAGGAGGUGGUGAUGAGGGAUUUGGAGCAAGGACCCAGUUACUGUUUCAGAGUUUUAGUGUCCAUUGCGUCUCGCAGCGUAAACAGGAAACUGGCCAAGUGGAGUUUACCCAAGUGUUCACCUGCACUGACCUCUAACCCCCUCACAGAGUUUGACCCUGUGAUGCUCGGCACUGCUCUCCUGGUCAUCGUGACGUUUCUCGUCGUCAUCAGCGUUUCGAUCGUUUGCUGCUGCAGACGGAGAGGAAGAGAAAAGCAGACGGAGAUUCAGGUCAUUAAAGAGAUUUAGAUUGAAACAUUAAUCAUCACGUCUUCAUGUGAGAGCUGCGCUUUAGUUUCUGUGAAACAUUAAUAUGAUCAGAUCUGAUCUCUCACACACACUUCAGCUUUAAUACUCCUCACAAACUCUAUACAUGAUCAGAUCCACGCUUCUGAUUCUGACAGUGAUGAUUAAAAUAUUCAGAUUUCAUUUUUUAUACGCUGAUAUUUUAAUGUUUAAUGUACAUUAAUGUUGUGUUACUUGUUUAGUUGUAAAUAUUGAAGUGUGAUGAAUAAACAUGUAUUCUACAGGAGUGUGUUUUUAAGUGAAAAUGUGGGUUUAUAUCACAUCAUGGAUUUAUUUUAUUUUAUUUUUUAAAUUUCAUAAGUAACUUUGC
Molecule: messenger RNA, 1369 nt
Organism: Neoarius graeffei (lesser salmon catfish)
Lineage: Eukaryota; Metazoa; Chordata; Actinopteri; Siluriformes; Ariidae
Product: tissue factor-like
Exons: 6
Coding region: 163-1002 (279 amino acids)
Biological process (GO): blood coagulation
Cellular component (GO): membrane
Molecular function (GO): protein binding
Source: RefSeq, a predicted model, not a curated record